Molecule: messenger RNA, 1623 nt
Organism: Adelges cooleyi (spruce gall adelgid)
Lineage: Eukaryota; Metazoa; Arthropoda; Insecta; Hemiptera; Adelgidae
Product: lachesin-like
Exons: 6
Coding region: 320-1186 (288 amino acids)
Biological process (GO): synapse organization
Cellular component (GO): neuron projection membrane
Source: RefSeq, a predicted model, not a curated record
AUUAGCCGUUCUCCACGCGUUUCACAUCCCCGUUUUUGUUCUGGAACAGUCGAUGUGUUGUGCGCGACCCUAAAGAUUCCUGUAACAAUCGAAUUAAAUCAGCCGCAUCUGUUUGGAUUAUCGGUUUGCACUGCGGUAGGUGUGUUUGGUAUUGUGCGAACGGUUAUUUUUUGACUUGCCAAAUAAAAAAAACGCUUAAUCCGUCUAUUCAUUUGGGGCUCGGCGCCCGUACGCGAUGUACGACGGAUUGCGCAUUGCGCUACCAAAGGAGUAAAGCUUUUCACGUGCAAAAGAUACACAGGAUUUCAAUAACUCCAGCAUGCCUUAUUCAUAUGCCGAAGCUGUUUGUUUACUUAUUACUCUGAACUGUUUUCAACGCGUGACUUCUAAUGUAUCAAUGGAUCCGAGUUUAUCACUACAAAAUGUACAAUCAAUUACUCAAAAAGGGAUAGCUAUGCCGAGGCCAUACUUUGACGAUAUUUCACCACACAACGUGACGGCCAUUGUAGGACAAACAGCUAUUCUACACUGCAGAGUAAAACACAUAUCUGACAGAACGGUAUCUUGGAUGCGAAAACGAGAUUUGCAUAUUUUGACGUCCAGCAUACACACUUACACGGGCGAUAGCCGGUUCAGUGUGAUUCACCCGGAAAAGAGCGAACAGUGGGAUUUAAAGGUGGAGUUUGUUCAGAAAAGAGACGUUGGAAUAUAUGAAUGUCAGGUGAACACAGAACCCAAGAUAAACUUGGCCGUGCAACUGAACGUCGAAGGUACUGCUCAAGCAAACAUUCACGGGCCAUCCGAGGUGUACGUAAAAAAAGGCAGCACAAUCAGCCUGACGUGUUCAGUUAAUAUCCACUCGAAUCCUCCUAGUUCCGUGGUAUGGCUACAGGGAACUAAGGUAGUGGAUUUUGACUCGCCAAGAGGCCGGGGUGGCAUCAGUUUGGAAACGGAGAAAACUGAAUCGGGCACAACCAGUCGUUUGCUGGUCACAAAGGCUGGAUUAGCCGACACCGGUAACUACACGUGCCAGCCGAGCAACGCUAAUACCGCCACCGUCUUCGUGCAUGUACUUAACGGUGAACAUCCCGCAGCUAUGCAACACGGAGAACAUGGCGCUGGUUCUAAGCUAGCAGCAUGGUCUUGGACCCUUACAAUGGCUGGUUUUGCCCUUUCAUACAGAUGAUGUUAACAGUUUUAGAUACAUUCGACCCAUUUCGUCGCUCAGUGAGUUCAAAAAUAAAAUGUAUAUGACACAUUCAGUGGAAAUGUAAUAUUAUGACUCAUGCGUUUUGUAAUUUAUUUUUAUUUUUUAUUGUACAUUACAAUAAUUUGAAUAAUUUUGUGUACAAAAUAAUCAUUUAAAACCACAUUAUGAUGUUGCUUGUGAAGUGCGUUCAUUAUAUUAUUCGUUAGUGUACAACGAUUAUGUCAAAAAAUUAUCCGUUUGCCCCAAAAAUAUAAUAAUAUUGUCUUACCGAAGUAUGCCAUACUAGCUUUUUUUUUAUCAACCACUGUGCUAAAUAUUUAGCACACCAGUAUAAGUAGUUUCGUAAACUUUUUUAUUUGCUUUUAAGUUUUAAAAUAUGUUUAAUGGAACGUCUUUUUUAUUAUUCAUAUCCA